Molecule: messenger RNA, 1959 nt
Organism: Copidosoma floridanum
Lineage: Eukaryota; Metazoa; Arthropoda; Insecta; Hymenoptera; Encyrtidae
Gene: ArfGAP3
Product: ADP-ribosylation factor GTPase activating protein 3
Biological process (GO): COPI coating of Golgi vesicle
Molecular function (GO): GTPase activator activity
Source: RefSeq, a predicted model, not a curated record
CAGUUUCUCAUUUUUUAUAAGGUAUACUUACUUCCGCGGUUACGAUAAAAAGAGUGUAUAAACUGCACUACUUUCUACACACAUUUAUACUCAUUCAGGGUUCGUCGGAGAGAGAAGAGAAGAGAGAGAGGACUUAUGCAUCACAUCUAAGUAACAGUGCGUUGUUGUUUAAGUAGGCAACUAUAAGCAGUGAGCUGCAGAGAGGUACGUCAAAAAUGGCAGAUCAUGCACCAAGCAAGAUCGACAUCGAGGAAGUUUUCAAACGUCUACGAGCACAACCUGCCAACAAGACAUGCUUUGACUGCAAUGCCAAGAAUCCAGCCUGGUCCAGCGUGACAUAUGGAGUUUUUCUUUGCAUAGACUGCUCGGCUGUACAUCGAAACCUUGGAGUUCACUUGACUUUUGUACGCUCCACGCAACUUGACACCAAUUGGACAUGGUUGCAGUUAAGGAACAUGCAAUUGGGUGGCAAUGCCAAUGCUAAAAAAUUCUUUCUCCAACACAAUUGUACGAGUAAUGAUGCACAGCAAAAGUAUACGUCAAGAGCUGCUGUGAUGUACAAACAAAAAUUGUCUGAAGCAUCUGCCCAAGCAAUGCAAAAGUAUAGAACUAAGGUUCAUCUACCUACAACUAAAAACCAAAACUUGUUGCAUUUAGAAGAAAACAUUGAACCAGAAAGUAAUCAAAAUGACGUUGACUUCUUUGAAGCCCACGAAAACUUUGAUAUCGAUAAUUCUGAAACCGUUGUGCCUAGUAAUCAUGUCCAUGAAGAUACCAUAACGAAACUAUUAAAUGAAGAUCAUGUCAUACACGAACUUGACAACAUACACUUGACAAAAAACACAAUUGAGCCCUCAAAGGAGGUUCUGGGACCAUCUGCAAAUAUUUCAGAAUCACCCAUGCUCGGAACAGCUGUAAGAAAGUCUACAAUUGGUGUUAGGAAACCUCAACCCAAGAAGGGAAUGCUUGGGAAGAAAGUCAGUGGCCUUGGUGCCCAGAGAAUAACAACGAAUUUCGAGGAGAUAGAAAAGAGCGCUGCAGAAGCUGGAAAGAUAAGCAAAGAAAUAGAACCACCCAAGAAUAAAGAGGAAAAGAAGGAGAUAGAAGAACGUUUACAAUAUCGUUAUGAACAAGAUUUAACCGAGCUAGCAAAAAAAAUUGAGGAAAGAACUCGAAAAUUAGAUCCUAGGAAAGCAAACCAAGCUGAACGUCUUGGAAUAGGUUUCAAUACGAAGCGAGGCUCGAGUCACUCAGCUGUAAAUGAUAUGCAAGUUAUCACACAAGAAGUUUCUUCCAAAGUAAUAACAGCCACAGAGCCAAGGAGAGAAAAGAAAAUAGACAUUGACUUCCUCUUGAACGAUUUCGUGGAAGUAGAAUUACGUAGAAAAUCAAGUGGUAUUGACGAAUUCAUCAUUGAGGAGGAUCCUGAUUUCAGUCGUCGCGGAGUAUCAUCACAAUUUUCCGCUGCACCACCAAAAGAGACAUCAACUGCUCCUAGAAAUUCGAGUAGAAGCAGCAGUAGCAGUAACAGUAAGGCGCCGCAAGAGAGUGACAUCGUCAAAAAGUAUGCUAAUGCAAAAGCAAUCAGUUCCGAACAAUUUUUCAAAGACUCCCCUAACGACAGCAAUUGGGAGCAAAAAAAUAAUUUGCGACGAUUCGAAUUCUCGUCCGCCAUCUCCUCGGCAGAUUACUUUGGGGAAACAAGUCCAGCUUCACCAACUUCGUCUUAUUCAAUGAACCUUGGCGGAAGAGGUGGUGUAGACCUGGAAGAUGUUCGCGAAAGCGUUAGGCAGGGUGUUCACAAAGUAGCUGGCAGACUCAGUUCACUUGCCAAUGCUGCUGUUAAUUCUCUGCAAGACCGAUACGGACUCUAAGCCCAUGCAAAUAAUAUUGUUAUGCCGCAAACAAAAUGUUAUUUAUAAACUAAUGAAAUUGUAAGUAAUAAAAUAUAAAAAAAAG